CAGUAUAUGGCUGAGCUAGAAACCUCUGGCUAGACUACAGUUAACGGAACGAGUACAUCCGUUACCCCAUUUUUGAUGCCCAAAUGACUUUCAACCACCGAAACAAAUUCCUCGUAUAGGUGAACAUGUAUGGCAAUAAAGACAAUUCUGAUUCUGAAACGAAGCAUAAUGAAUGUGUAUAUUUAUUAAAAAAAAAAUACUUGGAGAAUAUUUUUUAUUUAAAUAUAUGACGCUGUUUUCAUAUUUGUGCGUUGACAUUCGCAAAUUAUCCAACUGUGUUGGUGUGUGUCUACAAAUACUGAACCACGUAUUGCUCGCUGUAAGUGGGACAUAGUAAUGACAUAACUCCUUUGAGUGUUGGUGUUUAUUACAGGUUGCUUUGAGGUUUGAAUGAGGCAUGGUAGUUAAUAUAUCGCCAUCUGCUGGCACACUUAAAUUACUACACCCGUCGCUCAAUUAUGACGUCGUUCACAUGUUGUCAUUUUUGUCUGUUCCAGCCUACCAGCAUGGUGACCUCCUUGGCUUUGCCAGCAACCUGGCUAACGAGAAACGACGAGCUUUGCACUGUAAGUUAAAGAGACAUUUCCACUGGAUUUCUUAUCAGUUGUUAUGUUUGCCUCGUGUUGUUUAUUUCAGAGACGUACACGCCGUAAUUAUAACUGAAGCUUUCGAUCAAUGUUCACGUUUAGUUACUAACUUAUAUGUAUAACCUGAAGUAAUGGCUGUGUAUAUUAGAUUUGUGGCUAUGCACAGACUGGUGAGAGCUUGCACAUCCAGUCAAACGCACACCAGACACAGGGAUAUAUUGGUAAAACUCAGUAAAAGUCGAAGGGCGAUAAGAACUUUUUCAACUGCUUCUGUGAAACGUAAUGAGAAUAAGGGCGACAACUCAGACUCCACACCCUUGAGCACCAAGCUUCCAUCCAAACAAGCACUGCUGCACAGGAGCAGGCGACACUUGUCCCCUCUGGAGAGGAUCAGUAACCUGCUGCCCCAGGAAGUCCUGAGCCCUGAGGUGAUGCAGCUGAGAGAGCAGAACCAGCAAGAACCUGACGAACACGCAAACAUCCAGGUUACAGUCACAAACGGCACAAAAGAGGAAAUUGUACAUGAGGCACAUGUCGACAGGGACAGCCCAGAGACACCUGCGUGUGUUGUAGCAGAUGAGCCAAGCACUCCAUCGCAUCAUCAGGAGAAAAGGCAGCCGCCACCCACUGUUCCAGGGGAGAGGUUGCUCGCUUUCGGAGAGAUGGUCCUCGCCGAGCACCGUAAGAAGCGGGUUGAGUUCAGGAAGAUGUUCAAGCUUAAGGAAGGGGAGCGCCUGCACAGCAGCUGGGGGUUCAUCCAGCAUAAUGACAUCGCCGGGAAGCCCGCAGGUCACUUCCUGAAGACGAACAAGGCAGCUUCCAUCUUCGUUCGCCGGGCCAGUCUGGAGGAAUUCGUGCUGUAUAUGAGGAGGGCCCCUGCAAUCGCUUACCCUAAGGAUGCAAGCGCUAUGCUAAUGAUGAUGGAUGUCACAGAGGGAGACUGUGUGCUGGAGUCAGGCUCCGGAUCAGGGGCCAUGACUCUGUUCCUGUCCAGAGCAGUUGGCUCUAAGGGCAGCGUGCUGAGUGUGGAAGUCAGGGCGGACCACCUAAAGCGAGCCGUGCUUAACUACAAUCGCUGGAGGACGUCGUGGAGGGUGCGGAGAGGGGAGGAGUGGCCCGACAACGUCCAGUUUCACAACGCUGACAUCUGCGCAGCGCCCUCGCUCCUCGCCGGUCGGGGGUUCCAUGCGGCUGCUCUUGACAUGAUCAACCCACACCUGGCUUUACCCACCGUGAUCCCACACCUGCACCUUGGAGCUGUGUGCGCCGUCUACCUCGCCAACAUAACACAAGUUGUCGACCUGCUGGAGGGUCUCCGGUGCUCGUCGCUCCCCGUGCUGUGCGAACGCAUCAUAGAGGUUCCAGUCCGUAACUGGUUGGUGGUCCCCGCCCUGCAGAAAGACGGUCAGUACUGCACCAAGAAAGCUCCCGUCCUGGAUGAAGAGCCGAGGCAGGGAGACGAGACGUCAGACGACACGGAUGGAGAGUCGACCACAGAGGAAGACGCCGACCUCGCCUUUGGGAGUGUUCCUUACGUUGCCAGGCCUCAUUCUGAACAAAUGAGCCACACAGCAUUCCUGGUGAAACUGAGGAAGUGUGUGAAGUAGCCAUUCUGCCUGGGUGGGUGGGGGGUGGGGAGGUACAGUGGACACAAAUGAAUAUUACAUGUCAGCCAAAUGGUCUUCACAGGAAAUGAUUGAAAGAAUAAACGACCCAUUUUAAAA
Mugil cephalus (flathead mullet) is the source of this 2311-nucleotide messenger RNA. RefSeq names its product tRNA methyltransferase 61B (gene trmt61b). Bases 719 to 2194 code for a protein of 491 amino acids. The record is from RefSeq and is a predicted model, not a curated record. NCBI's taxonomy places the organism in Eukaryota, Metazoa, Chordata, Actinopteri, Mugiliformes, Mugilidae. Gene Ontology annotation, biological process: tRNA methylation. Gene Ontology annotation, cellular component: tRNA (m1A) methyltransferase complex. The transcript has 7 exons.